UUUGUGUAUAAUUACAUGGCUGAUAACAUGCAGGCUGGAGUCCAGCAGAGACCUUCCUGCUCCUCCCCCCGCUCCUCCGUGCCGUACUGCUGUUACCGAGCAGUGAAGUGUAGCUGCGCACACAGACGGGACGGGAGGACACAACAUAAAUGCAAUUGAAACUCACCGAAACACAGGGAAAGAGGUGCGUGCAGCAAUGUGCGGUCAAGGUGUUCCGUGGGACUCUGAAUUAGAAGAUCAUCCUCUUCAUAUAAAAUUGUGUACUAAAGUAACAGACAGCAGACAUGGCGGACAGUGAGGAGGAGCACCCAGUGCAGCAGGGAAAUACAUACAAAUGGACUGAUGAUGAUGUGGCCAAAUUAAUUCAACUGAGGAGAGAGAGGGAGAGGGACCACCUCUUCUCAGGCAAAAGGUUUGCCGCGGCAGCCGGAUGGAAAGCUGUACUGAAAGAGAUGGGCUUGGCUGGGAUGGUGAGCCCUGCCCGAGCAGCAAAGAAGUGGGAGAAUCUCAAGAAGACAUACAAGUUAUGACAGAGUCUAUAGGCAGCUCUUCCUCCAUCUCCUCCAUCUCCUCCAUCUCUCUGAGAGAGAUCAGAGCUGAGACUCAUCUAGUCCUUCAAGCUUUCCUCCAUCGGACUGUUUCCCUCCCCCUGACAGAGAGGCCUGGGACUGUAGGAGGGGCCUACAGAGAUCAUAACAAGUACAGUGCUAGCUCCAAGCCACAACCCAAAGCAAAGGAUGGGUGGGAUUCUCAAGCUGAAGAAUGCAAUUCAGCAGAUGAGAAGAAUUCUGGAUUCAAGGACUUCAUAAAGCAGCUGCCUCGAUACAACAGCUCACGCCGCUCACUGGACAGGGACAACAAGACAAAACCGUCACACCUCAGAGACCAAAUAGAAGAUGAUGUCGUAUCCCCCUCCUCUACAUCAGAAGAUGAGGACAGUGAGAAGAAACAGCAGAAGAAGCUGAGCCGAAAGAAGUUUAAGAAAAAGCUCUCCAAGAUCUUCAAGUUAAAGUUAGAGAAAGAGAAGGACAAAGAGAGGCCUGGAUCUCCUCCUCAGAGACCUACCACACUGUCAAUCGCCAAAGAACCAGAGCCUACCCCGACCCUUGUCUCUCCCAACCAUCCUCCUGAGUUCUAUGAUGAAGUAGCAGAGAAGCUGGAAAAGAUUGCCCAGAGGUCCACCAGUGUAAAGAAACUGAGCCCCACACUAGCAGCGAGUGAGAAAGACGCAGUGGUGCAGCAGCUUGCUCAGGUGCUGUCUUUGGAGGGAGAUUCUAUCAACACUAAGAUCCAGUCAGACCCCUUUCUACGCUCCAGCUUGACUCGUCUUUCCUAUGCAUCGUUUGCCAAGCUUCUAGACACUUUCAACAGUAUUCAGGUAUCUGGGGCUCCAACCCUGCCGCCAACGGCUAGUCCAACACUAAGACGUAUGGCUGUCACCAUGGAGGUAUCACGGAGGAUAGUGACAGCCACAGGCACCCAGCGCAUGCAAGGCUACGCAGAGUGCUACAUGGAGACAUUUGCUCCCUGGGUCAAGAGCCAUGGAGGAUGGGAGAAUGUGGUACAUUUGGAGGACCCUGCAGAGUACGACUGACUUCUCACAGCUCUCAGGUGUCUUUUUAUUCCAAAUAAUCACUGGCCAACACUGAGCUCUGGAUGGUGUCAUCAAAGUGAAGAGAGGCAGAUGGACAAGAUUUCUCACAGAGUCUCAUCUGGACUGUGACAAGAUUCCAAAAACCUCUUUGAUUGAUGUUAAUCUGGGGUUUAGGCAUCAGAAAGUUACUGUUUUUACACGGUCAGAAGAAGGAGCUAUGUAUAGAUACUUUUAUGAAGGAUUUGUCAGUCAGUUUGAAAGUGAUAGCAGGCUGUAAUGGUGUUUUGACUUGGUUAAUGGGUGGUUUACAUUUGGAUCAUGAGUUAAGCCUUUCAAACAAGCAUUUUAUUCUCUGACUCUGCUCAAUGAUAUAAUCCCAUUGUUAAAGCUGCAGUUUCCGUUAUCUCAGGUCCCUCUAAAAAACUUUUUACUUA
Molecule: messenger RNA, 2028 nt
Organism: Epinephelus lanceolatus (giant grouper)
Lineage: Eukaryota; Metazoa; Chordata; Actinopteri; Perciformes; Serranidae
Gene: bcl2l12
Product: BCL2 like 12
Biological process (GO): regulation of extrinsic apoptotic signaling pathway
Source: RefSeq, a predicted model, not a curated record